Molecule: messenger RNA, 399 nt
Organism: Echinostoma caproni
Lineage: Eukaryota; Metazoa; Platyhelminthes; Trematoda; Plagiorchiida; Echinostomatidae
Source: the annotation of a GenBank genome assembly
AUGCAAGCAGCUUACAUGCGACUCAUUGUGCUAUCAGCACUGUUUUGUCUUCCCGCUCAUUCACUGACUAAUCUACUAGACGAUAUCCCCCUGGAUGGUCUCAAAUCGUGUGGUUUGCUUACGAGUGAAAUUCUAUCCGACUGUGUUUUCAAAACUCUCAAACAACAAAAGUGUGAUACCGGAAACACCAUGGCUAAGUAUACCACUACAAUCGGUAGAUUGACAAACAAUGACCUCACAGCCCUAACGAAUUUGUGCGACGAAUGUGCCGGAUGCAAACAGUCGAAGAAGACGUGUAUUCUGAGUAAAAUUUCUUUAGGGUCUUUGCAAAAAUGCCCGCAAAUUGGUGGAGUUGUGCAAAAAGGAUCGGGUCUGUUGGGUAAACUUUUCGGUAAAUAA